Molecule: messenger RNA, 1769 nt
Organism: Juglans regia (Persian walnut)
Lineage: Eukaryota; Viridiplantae; Streptophyta; Magnoliopsida; Fagales; Juglandaceae
Product: VQ motif-containing protein 9
Exons: 2
Coding region: 406-1440 (344 amino acids)
Source: RefSeq, a predicted model, not a curated record
UACAGAGCAGCCAUACGGAGAGAAAAAUCCGUGCCUUCUUUUACGGGUCAUGUCCCUUCUCUUCUUUUAAGCCUCAAAGCACAAUGAAUGAGAGAGAGAGAGAGAGACAUAUUCCUUCUUUUUACAUCUUUUUAUAUCGGUCUCUCCUUCUCUGAAGACAUGCAGAUAAAGUCUCGGACCAUAUCUCCUUUAACCCCAAUAUAAAUUUUUCAACAGGGUCCUCUCUGUCCCUACUCGCAGAUUGCCAUAAGAAGAAGAUUAUCCCCCACCACAUACACACAAAUCGCACGCAAACACAGAGAGGCAUAAGCUGCUACACACAGUGAUUCAUACAUAUUUUUGAUCUUAGAUAGACAGAGAGAGAGAGAGAGAGAGAGAGAGAGGAGGGUGUCUCUGUGUAGUGGUAUGAUGGAUAAAAGCUGUCAAUCCUCUGCAGACUCUACCGCCACUACCACUACUGUUUCUGCUGUUACAACUACUAGCAGCAGCAAUACCGCUACCAGUAUUAAUGCCAACAGAGACCAAUACCUCAGACACCUCAACAAGCUCUCCCACAAGAUCUCUAAGCCAAUCAUCAAAAAACCCCCUUUUGAUCCCCCCAAUCAAACUCAAAAUCUUAAUCAUAAUCACCCGCCACCGCAACCACAACCGCAACCAGCAUCUCAGCCGUUGGUCCAGCAGCAGGCGCAGCAACAGCAGCAGCAACAUCAGCCGCCGGUGUACAAUAUCAACAAGAACGACUUCAGGGACGUGGUCCAGAAGCUCACCGGCUCACCGGCACACGAGCGUUUCUCGACGCCGCCACCUAUUCACCCACCCAAGCCUCCCAGCUCCCGACUCCAGCGUAUUCGCCCUCCACCCCUGGCACACGUUUACAAUCGCCCCCCUCCCCUACUAAACAGCGCCGUCCAUCCUCCACAACAAGCCUCUAUAAACCCUAAUAUUCCCAUUACCGCCCCCUUUUCCAACUUCGGCCCAAUCGGACGGCCUAUGACGCCGUUAUCGCCUUUGCCGCCGUUCCCAACCGUUCACGCGGCGGCCGAAUCGCCCGUCUCGGCCUACAUGCGGUACCUCCAGAACUCAGUGUCCACCGUCGAUCCGAACCCUAAACAUUUCUCCGGAUUCUCACCGUUAGCCCCUCUAGUCUCGCCCCGCUGGAACAAUUCAACUCCGCCGCAUCCGCAUCAGCAUCAGCAUCAGCUUCCACCGCCGCAGCAGGGAAUAUUUCCUCCGCCGACAUCAUCUGCUACUCAGCCACAGCCACAGUUCCCGAUGCCGAACUCACCGCUUCCAUUCGGGUGUUUGAAUUCACCGAGGUCACCGUACCCGUUGCACUCCCCAGGCCUGCUAUUUUCUCCUUCUUCCGGUCAAUUAGGGUUUCCGCAGCUCCCGCUUUCUCCCACAGUGCCGAUGCACAGCCCUAGAUGGAGAGCUCUCUGAGUUUCUUCUUCAGGCAUCGAAAACCAUUCCUUUCGUUUUCCACCGUGAGUCCAUUUGGCUGUUGAAAACAGAGGGUAUCCGUCAUAGCAAAAGCAUAAUUGGAGAAGUAAACAAGAUGAGCAGCAGCGGUUCUGGCGGGCGCCGGUCAUUCCAAUCGUGAGAAAGGAUGAACCACGAAGCAGCCUGUUGGCUGGUCUUUCUUAACUUCCGGGUCGAUUCAUCUCAAGGAUCUAACUAGCAUCAUGAUAUGUAACUAAAAGAAGACAGAAAAAUGAAAUAGGCUAUAUAUCAACAGUAGAGAAAUAUUACAACUUGCUUUUUAUAUAUCA